AUGGAUCCUGCUGCCUGUCGGGUCAUAUAUAUUGAUGAGCGUUUUAAUACGGAGAGGUGGAUUUCGAGGGAGGGGCUACCUCCCAACACACCGCAAAGAGCAGGCUCACAAGUGGGAUUCUCGGAUCUACCCAUGGAUCUCCAGACAAACGUCAAUGCGUUUCUGACCGUCUUCAAUCAGGUGUACGUUUGCCGGUCAGGCAGAUCCUUUUCCACCAAACUCUCCGAGCUUCACGACCAAGUACGACUCGAUUGCACACCUAUUCUUGCCUGUUUCGAUGUCGGGUCCGAGUCAAAGCAUGAGACGUUGGAAGCCAAAACACAGUUCUUUCCACCAUCGGAAUCACCAUUGCCUUCACCCGGCUUGCUGAGGAGGGAAAUCACCUUCUCUUCCGAGUCAGAUGAAUCAUAUGGCCUCCAACUUUUAUCCAGAAUAGCAUCUGACCUCCAGGUCGAUGAAGGGGUCAAGCUAAUAAUACCAGUCGCCGUCGUUCAACCUAAGCGGAAAGAUUUUCAUGAUCAGGCUCUCGACGACCUCCAUACUAGUGAAAUUUCUCGGGCACCAUACGGUCCUGAAUCGCAAGCGGUCGAGAUAAAGGAUAAUUCAGACAUUAUAGAUGCACAAUUAAUGCUUCAAUGCCUCGAUGCCGGUGCCCUCGAUGUCGUCAAGAGCCCGCUGGACAAAGCCGGAAUUAUGGGGCUCACAGUGCAUGCAUAUCGCAUUUACAAAAAUGCGAAGAAAGAGCAGACAGGCUUCAUGGCUAUGACACGAAAGAACCGCAAGCAAUCAUGGGUGGGGAUGGAAGAGGAGAAGCCUUAUGCCUAUCUUCGUGAAGCCAUGGUGAAAAAAUUGCUCAAAGGAAUUUGUGAGCCGCAGAACCUCAUUGAAGACUAUCAGUAUCGCGAUUUGUAUGUGCAAGAGUCGCGGAAAGAGGUCAUCGCACAGGCUGUCGCCAGCUGGGGCUUCUCUGGGCACGACUUUACGGAAGAUGAAUUGGUCUAUGCUGGCUAUUUUAUGCUCAGCCAUGCUCUGCAAAUGGAGUCCGCAGAGAAGUGGCGGAUGAGUCAAGCCGAUCUCCUCCAUUUCAUGCAAGGAUGUCGAGUCGCCUACAACUCAUUUGUUCUCUAUCACAACUUCAGACAUGCUGUCGAUGUUCUACAGUCGGUGUUCCACUUCCUCGUCCAAAUAGGCACCCUCCCACCAUAUCCUGGCGGCGCCGAGCCAUCUCCUUUCGCAGACCAAAAGUCGCCAAUUGCCCGAUUAUUGGGUCCGUUCGAAGCCGUAACCCUUCUGAUCUCUGCCAUUGGACAUGAUGUCGGCCACCCCGGAGUUAACAACAUGUUUCUGGUCAAACUCAACGCCCCUCUUGCGCAACUAUACAAUGAUCAAUCCGUCUUGGAAGCUUUCCAUUGUGCCGCCUAUUCCCAGAUCCUCCGUCGUCAUUGGCCUAUUGCAUUCCAAGACAAAGCUCUCCGCAAACUCAUGAUCAGUACCAUCCUGGCCACUGAUAUGGGUAUUCACUCGGACUACAUGCAACAACUGGGUAACCUGCAAGAGAAGAUCCACGAAAGCAAAGUCACCGACGGAUGGUCUCCGAAAGACAUUGAUUGGGCCCGGACAUUGGCCUGUGGAUUGUUGAUCAAAUGUGCCGACAUCAGCAACGUGGCACGGCCGUGGGCGGUGGCAGAAAAAUGGACCCAUUUACUACAGAAAGAGUUUGCACAUCAGGGAGAGAUGGAGCAAGCUGUCGGAAUGGAGACAACCCUUUUUGGUGGCCCUCCCGAAUUGGGUAACAUGUUGAAGUUGGCCAAUGGCCAAAUUGGCUUUAUGACCAUCUUUGCACAUCCGCUCUUUGCGAACGUGGCCGACAUCAUCCCUGCGAUGCGUUUCGCCGCUGACGAGAUCCUGACCAACAAGGGCAUUUGGUUUACUAAAGCUGAACACGAGAAGAGAAUGCAGGUCCUCCAAAAAGGCACUGGUCCUGGAGACGGUGGUUCAGUCAGUCCAAGAACACAAAGCCCGGUUGGCCGAAAAAUCGCAUUGGAAAGUGGGAGAGACAAACACAGCCACCUUUCGUCGUCUCCUCUUUGCGGUCGAACAGAAUCUCCGGAGAAACUCCAGAAGAUGUCUAAUUCUGGUCGAAGAAGUGGAAAUACUACACCUCAAAACUCCUCUCGGCGAUCCUCCCUCACCGCCGCCGCCAUCGCUUUGCCAGCUCCUGAAGCCACUCCCCGCCGGGCAUUGGGCUCGUCGAAAUCCAACCAGAAUUUGAGACCUUCGAUGGAUGGAACAAGGUCAGGUUCGGCAGUCGUCAACGGAGAACCCCUCGCCAAAGGCCUGGACUUAAAUGAAUCUCACAGUAAGGAGAACGAUGAUCACAUUGCUAGCAGCACUCCUCAACGAUCCUUAUCGAAAGAGUUGUUAUCGGAAUCGCUCCAAGCACUUAAUGACAAAAGAAGAGAUAAUGCUGUUUCGAUGCAUACCGGAAGUGAGGCUAUCCCAGUGAAGGUGUUAAAGGCUGAGAAUAACAACAUCUCUGAUGCAGAGGCUCUGUCCAAAUUUAAUUUUGCAACAUCAAAAGAGGAGGAGCCUGUUCGAACAUAUGAUCCGCGGCAAGAAUACUCCACCGCGAAUGCCGGCGCAAGAGCCAGCGCACCAGCGAGUGACGGGGAACACAGGGAGCCCCAGAAUGAUGGUGCUAAUGACUCUAGGCAGACUCGAUCGGCGCAGAGUGAAACCAGCACAAGCACCAAAUUACGGGGUGGUGGUGAGGAAAACGCUCUCACUCCGAGUCAGAGCACAGAGGCGACCAGCUAUACAUCUGACAAGAGCGAAGAUCUAGCCCGAAAUCAAAACAGCUUCCAGGCGAUGCGCAAUCGUGCCGCCAGUGCUCCAUUGCAGGCUAGAAGCCCCGCCUUGAGACCUAGCUUCAGCAUGGGAAGCCACAGCGCCACCAGUCGCGAAAGCAGCAAACUUGAUAUCCACACGACGAUUCUCAGCAAUGGCGAUGUCGACUCGAAUAGUACUAGAGACCGAAAAGCCAACGCUAGGACAAUGGGCCGGAAGCGAAGCAAACUAAAAUUAAAUAAUCUGGCCUUUUGGAAGAGGACCCGAAGUGAAAGAAGCAUUAGGGAUGAAGAGCGGCCCGACAGCCAAGGUAGUGAAGGAGUAUGA
Molecule: messenger RNA, 3174 nt
Organism: Rhinocladiella mackenziei CBS 650.93
Lineage: Eukaryota; Fungi; Ascomycota; Eurotiomycetes; Chaetothyriales; Herpotrichiellaceae
Exons: 4
Coding region: 1-3174 (1057 amino acids)
Biological process (GO): signal transduction
Molecular function (GO): 3',5'-cyclic-nucleotide phosphodiesterase activity
Source: RefSeq, a predicted model, not a curated record